Messenger RNA from Uloborus diversus, 779 nucleotides. RefSeq names its product adult-specific rigid cuticular protein 11.9-like. The record is from RefSeq and is a predicted model, not a curated record. The coding region runs from base 135 to 560 and encodes 141 amino acids. NCBI's taxonomy places the organism in Eukaryota, Metazoa, Arthropoda, Arachnida, Araneae, Uloboridae. Gene Ontology annotation, cellular component: extracellular matrix. The transcript has 2 exons.
UUUUGUUUUGAAAAAAAAAAAAAAAAAACUAAGGUGGCUGCAGUAUAAAAAGGUAGGCAUGACGACUGUGGUAUCAUCUUCUUCCAGUUUGCUUCAAGUGCUAGUCUUUCCAACUCAAUUCGAAAUCUCUCAUCAUGAAAUUCUUGGUUCUUUCCCUGCUGUUUGGCGUCGCCAUGUGUGCUGAAAUUGGCAUGAACCAAGCCGGAGACUCUUACAACUUCCACUACGCUGCUGGCGAUGCUGGGGGUCAUCGUCGUGCAGAGAGCGGCCAUGGUAAAACGGUGACCGGUAGCUACAGCUAUGUAGACCCCAACGGCCACUUGAGAACCGUCAGCUACACUGCUGGCCCUGAUGGCUUCAAGCCGUCUGGGGACAUCGGCGUCGACAAGAAGACGGCCGCUGAUGCUGCUGCUAUUGCUGCUCUCGCUCCUAAAGCACCAAUCCCAGCUGCUCCUCCUGCUGCUCCUGUGCAUCACUACUACGCUCCCUAUUAUCAUGGUGCCGGGGCUUGGAUGCAUCAUGAUUUGCCAAACUAUGCUCAUUGGGGAGCCUUCUGGUAAUGAACUAUCAACUGAAACCAGUUCGUACCCGCUCACUCGCACCCGACUGAAACACGCACAUUACAUCGUGGAAGGUUUCGGACGAUCUUUGCUUGGGACAAAAAAGGAAAUCGGUGCUAAAUAUUGCAAUCUCAGCUUUUGUAGUUGAAAGUUCAUGAGCAAUCUUAUGAGCUGCUGUACAUUUUGCUGCGCAAAAAUGAAUAAAAACUGUGUAACUGA